UUAUUACCAUGGAAGACAGCGGUCCAUCGAGGGAGAACCUUACGUGGACAUCAGAGCAAAUGGACUAUUUAGUCCAACUUCUUGUGGAGCAAUCCCGCAUCCCUGGUAUGAAAUCUGGUGGAGGAUUGAAGUCCAAAGCGUAUACAACAAUUGAAAAAGGCAUGAUAGACAAAUUUGGUCCAGAAUUCAGUAAAGAGAAAAUAAAAAACAAAUUGAAGUACUCCAAACCAAACUUGACAGUCAUGAAAGAAAUUUUGAAUACAAGCGGGUUUGGGUAUGACCCAAUCAACAAGUGUAUUGAGGUCGACCAACAAGUAUGGAAUGACUAUAUUCAGCAAUACCCGAACAGAAAAAAGUACAGAGGUCCCAAGUUAUGGAGAUACUUUGAUGAGUUCGCCGAGGUCUUCGGCGAUUCUCAUGCUACUGGAAAAGAGUCUAUCACAUUAAACAACAUCAUACAUGAGGACGUUGAAUCAGUACCACAGACACCUGCAUCCCAAUCCACUCCAACGUACAUGAAUCCUGAAUCUUCACACUCUUUCACACAAAUGGUCAAUGAAGAUAGUCCUCCACCACAAUCGCCAGUACCUCCUACACCUAACACUGAAAAUCCAAUGGCAACUAAUAGGACGACUAGUAGGUCUAAAAAGCAGAGGGCAAACAAUUAUGAGGAGUACUAUAACUUGUUGAACGGUAUUGCUCACAAUGUAGGUACAAUGACACGUACUUCUAAAGGGGUUCAAUUUGUAACAUGCUGUGAAAUCUUGCAAGAGAUGGUUCAAACCGGUGAUAUAGAUAGUCAAACACAAGUAAGGAGUAUGGAUAUGAUAGCAGAGGGCAGCAAUCCCAUGAUAUUUGUCAACCUUCCACCUUCAGAACGGGUGUCAUGGUUGAUGCGUAAACUUCGCAAUUAG
Molecule: messenger RNA, 914 nt
Organism: Nymphaea colorata (pocket water lily)
Lineage: Eukaryota; Viridiplantae; Streptophyta; Magnoliopsida; Nymphaeales; Nymphaeaceae
Exons: 2
Coding region: 9-914 (301 amino acids)
Source: RefSeq, a predicted model, not a curated record